AUGAGGUUUCAAGGUGCGGGGCAUAUUGCCAUUGCGGCCUUGCGCAUUCUACCGCUUACUACUCAUGUCUACGCGCUUAACCUGGAUAUUAACAAUCAGGAAUCGAUCAAAGAUGCCGGGAGCACCGCCGCCUACAACAUGAUGACAUGGUACAAAGAAAACGGGACAGACAACCCGGGUUUCAUCUCAAGAUCCUGGUGGACAGGAGCUGCUUUGUUUCUGGCAUGUCUCAAUUAUUGGCAUGCCACGAAUGACACAACCUAUAACGAGGAAGUCAGCGUCGGGAUGCAACACCAGGGAGGAGCGAACGGAGACUACAUACCUUCGUGGGCGGUAGGCGUAGGAAACGACGACCAAAUGUUCUGGGGCCUUGCGGCAAUCACUGCAGCAGAGUAUAAAUUUCCGAAUCGUCCAACUGGUGACACCUGGCUCACCCUUGCACAGGGUGUUUUCAACAGCCAGGUAGCACCAAAUGGAAAGGGGUGGGAUACGACUAUUUGCGGAGGUGGUCUUCGCUGGCAGAAGGAAAUAUGGCAAAGCGGUUAUACCAUGAAGAACGCGGUUUCAAACGGGGGCUUUUUUAUGCUCGCUGCACGUCUCGCUUGGUAUACACAAAAGGAAAAUUUUGCUGUGUGGGCCGAGAAAGUCUGGGACUGGUCCACCGCCGUGAAUCUGGUCAAUAAUAAAACAUGGGAAGUCGCGGAUAGUGUCAGAGAAGGCACUGGGGGCCCCAAUGGCUGCAGUCUUCCUGAUCACACCCGGUGGACCUACAACUAUGGUACAUAUCUGUCUGGUGCUGCAUAUAUGUAUGCCUAUUCUAACGAUACUAAAUGGCUUAACAUUACAAACAAUCUAAUGGACGCCUUGUUUACUACAUUUUUCCUACCCCAACACGGAGGUGUGAUCACAGACUGGCGAUGCGAAGCUUCGGGCGAGUGUUAUAAAGACGCAAAUGGCCCACUUUUCAAAGGUCUUACAGUGUCAUGGCUUGCAGAUAUUGCACUGAUCAUCCCUUCUCUCGCGGAGAAGAUCCUACCAAAACUCGAAGUUUCUGCCGUGGGUGCUGCAAACUCAUGCACUGGCGACAACCAAAACCUCUGUGGUAACCGCUGGUAUGGCGGGUAUGAUGGGCAAAACCAAAUGGAGAAUGCAAUCAGUGGUAGUCAGAUGAUGAGUGCUAUUAUGGUGAAAUUUCUAGGCUCAUCCUCAAAACCAGUCUCGACAGCAACGGGAGGAAAUGCCACAAGCGACCCAAGUGCUGGUACUAGGCAAAGUGCGGCGCCUGCACCGUUACCCCCUAUCACCACGGCAGACAAAGCAGGAGCUGGAAUCCUGGUAGUGGUUUUCGUGGCUGGUACGAUAGGCGGGGUGAUAUUUUUGCUUAGUAACCCCUGA
Molecule: messenger RNA, 1395 nt
Organism: Penicillium vulpinum
Lineage: Eukaryota; Fungi; Ascomycota; Eurotiomycetes; Eurotiales; Aspergillaceae
Product: glycoside hydrolase family 76 protein
Exons: 4
Coding region: 1-1395 (464 amino acids)
Biological process (GO): carbohydrate catabolic process; fungal-type cell wall biogenesis
Molecular function (GO): mannan endo-1,6-alpha-mannosidase activity
Source: RefSeq, a predicted model, not a curated record